AAUGGCGUAGUGUGUCCAGUAACGUCUGAAUGCGCGGACUAAAAGCAGUGUCGUCAAUUUCGCAAAUUGUUUCGACGAUCGGAAAGUAAUGUCGAACCGCGAUCCAGAUAAUUUGAUGGCUACUAACGACGACAAAUUCGACUACCUGUUCAAGAUUGUGCUUAUCGGUGAUUGCGGGACGGGGAAAACAUGUGUCGUUCAAAGGUUUCGAUCUGGUACAUUUAUCGAGAGACACGGAAGCACGAUCGGCGUGGACUUUUCCAUGAAAACAGUGCUGAUCGAUGACAAGAAAGUCAAAUUGCAAAUAUGGGAUACAGCUGGCCAAGAGAGAUUUCGUACAAUAACACAAAGUUACUACAGAUCUGCAAAUGGUGUUAUUGUAGUCUAUGAUAUUACAAAGAGAUCUACUUUCUUAAGUCUACAACAUUGGGUUGAAGAAGUUAGAAGGUAUACUUCGUCACAUGUGUUGUUAGUUUUAGUUGGUAAUAAAUGCGAUUUAGAAAAUUUACGAGAGGUUGAGAAAGAAGAGGCUGAAGCCCUUUGUCAGUAUCUUCCUGAAGUGUUAGAAGUAGUGGAAACAUCAGCCAAAGAAAAUACCAAUAUAGAUUCCGUAUUUUUUUACCUGGCAUCCGAGCUUAAAAGACGACACGAGAAUCGACAAAUAAGUGCUAAGGAAGAUGAUGUCGUUAGACUUGGCUCAGGACGAAAAUUGUCUUCCUGUUCCGGUUGCUCUUACAAAAUAUUUUAA
Molecule: messenger RNA, 748 nt
Organism: Dufourea novaeangliae
Lineage: Eukaryota; Metazoa; Arthropoda; Insecta; Hymenoptera; Halictidae
Gene: Rab19
Product: ras-related protein Rab-43
Exons: 5
Coding region: 89-748 (219 amino acids)
Biological process (GO): protein secretion; regulation of exocytosis
Molecular function (GO): GTPase activity; GTP binding
Source: RefSeq, a predicted model, not a curated record